Iphiclides podalirius (scarce swallowtail) is the source of this 462-nucleotide messenger RNA. NCBI's taxonomy places the organism in Eukaryota, Metazoa, Arthropoda, Insecta, Lepidoptera, Papilionidae. The record is from the annotation of a GenBank genome assembly.
AUGGUGCUGCAAAAGUCCCUUCUUGUUCUGUUAGCUGUGACGGCCGUGACGUUAAUCACAGCUCAAGGACAGUCUAACGGCCCUAAUUAUAACUCGCAACCCCCGAGACGAGGACCAAACAAUGAUCAUCGCUUCCCGUCAUUCGGGUUCGGUUUUCCUCCGUUCUUUGGAUCUGGGUUCCAAUUUCCCCCCUUCGACUUCAACAACGGUCGUGACAGUUAUGAACAUUCUGGAAGCGGGGGGCAUAACAACGGCUUCAACAACCAGGAGAUAUCGAAGGAAAUUGUCAGAUGUAACUAUACAACACAGCCUGGCAGAUCCUGCAUCAGUUGUAACCAGACCCUACUUUGUUCACGGCUUAACUUGGGUAUCAUGACUACGUGCAGAGGACAACGACCCCACUGCAACAAUGGCAUAUGCUCCAGUACACCAAUUCAGGCCUGCAAUUCUACGUCUUCCGGA